AUGGAGUACCCGGUGCAGGAGGUGAUUCCUGUUGCCAUAGUAACAGCUCACCGGCUGCCCCACGUCCUACGUCAGGUGGGGCAGGUGUGGGCCAGCCCCGGCGGCACCAACACGCCCAUCACCAUCUACGUCGACGGUCACAACCCCGAGGCGCGAGCACUGGGCGCCCUCCUCAACAUGUCCGUGGUGGAACACCACGACCCCAUCCCCAAGGGUUCGACAAACCGCAUCAGCUACCACGUCAAGUUUCUCUUAACGGACGUAUUCAAGCGCUACCCAGAGGUCGACAAGGUCAUCAUCCUGGAGGACGACCUUGACCUCGCACCAGACUUCAUACCGUUCUUCCACCAAACAGCGCCACUACUCACGUCAGACAAGAAGCUACUGUGUGUCAAUGCUUACAACUACAACGCCUUCAACCACACUGCCAUCGAUCCUACGCGUAUCUACAGAGUCCAUGGGGUUCCUGCUUAUGGGUGGAUGGUGAGGAGGGAAGUGGCCAUUGAGAUGGUCAAUAAGUGGGCUCUUAUGAAUCAGGGUGUGGACUGGGACUUGUGGGUGAGAUUUAAUAUGAUGGGUGAGCGGGACAUCCUGGUGCCUGAGAUCCCUCGUACAAAGCAUAUUGGUGGCGGAGGCGCCCAUGUCACUGGCCUAGAACAGGCACUGUACUACAAUCAGCGACCUAUCAACACAAUCAUCAAUGUCACCUUGGACGUCCAGGGGGCAACAUUGUUCAACUACCUCAGUUUCCACUAUGACGCCGUCCGCGCUGCUCAAGUGGUGCGCCUCACCCAGCACCCCUGCAAGGUCCUGCCCAUACCUCAGUACCAGGUGAACCAGAGCUACGUACUAUACGUCAACCAGUCCGACGAGUUAGUCACAACCUCCCGGGCUUACUACGUCGUCGCCAGAUGUCUGGGGCUGGACGACCACGUGUUCCACGAGAACUUCCUCCUGAUGUAUACAGCCUCAUUCUACGGCAACCAACUGUACGUCGUCGGCUGCCCCAACAGCCCCUUCUGCCUAACAAAGGAGUCAGCGGACAUCUACAACGCAACGCAGGAGGAGGUCAAGUACGCCAACAACCACCCCUUCAGGAAUGUAAACCUCAACAAGCACGUGGCGCUAAGGGCUCCUCCAAUCUCUCUCUCUGACGAGGUCAACCUCACCAACCUCCUCCACUACUACUUCAAGUCAUAACAAGUGUGUGCAGCGGGUGUUAAUGAUUCCGGUACUGCUUAUAGUUAGUAAUGAACUGAGCAAUAAA
Molecule: messenger RNA, 1267 nt
Organism: Homarus americanus (American lobster)
Lineage: Eukaryota; Metazoa; Arthropoda; Malacostraca; Decapoda; Nephropidae
Product: protein O-linked-mannose beta-1,2-N-acetylglucosaminyltransferase 1-like
Exons: 8
Coding region: 1-1200 (399 amino acids)
Biological process (GO): protein O-linked glycosylation via N-acetylgalactosamine
Cellular component (GO): Golgi membrane
Molecular function (GO): beta-1,3-galactosyl-O-glycosyl-glycoprotein beta-1,3-N-acetylglucosaminyltransferase activity
Source: RefSeq, a predicted model, not a curated record